AUGAGCGUGGAAGAGGAAGAGGGAGCCAGAGCAAUGGAUCAGGCCGCGAAGGGGCCAGGGAGGCUGCUGGAGCUUUGGGGGAACGCGCACGGACUCGGAUAUUCAUUACAGGGUUCCCCAGCCGGACAUUCGUAUUUAACCGGAUCGUAUCGAUGUUGGCCUAGCUAUUGGCCUGGGCAAUGUCUGGAGAUUUCCAUAUCUCUGUUACAAGAACGGCGGCGGGGCAUUUUUAAUCCCAUAUUUCUUGACGCUGUUUCUCGCUGGGAUACCAAUGUUCUUUAUGGAGCUAGCACUCGGCCAAAUGCUCACCGUUGGCGGUCUCGGUGUCUUUAAAAUAGCGCCACUUUUCAAGGGUAUCGGAUAUGCCGCCGCUGUCAUGUCCUGUUGGAUGAACGUCUAUUACAUUGUCAUUCUCGCUUGGGCUAUCUUCUACUUCUUCAUGUCGAUGCGCAGUGAAUUACCGUGGGGCAGCUGCAAUAAUUAUUGGAACACGAAGAACUGCGUGAAUCCCUACGACAGGGAUUCGCUGCUCUGUUGGAAUCAAGUUACUAAACAUCACAAUUACGUGAAAGUAUGUUCGGUGAACGACGUCAAUAUGACAAUCACAGAGCUUACCGAUCCGGUUAAAGAAUUUUGGGAACGUCGAGCACUUCAGAUCAGCGAAGGCGUGGAGUACGUGGGGAAUAUCCGCUGGGAACUAGCUGGUACUCUACUUCUGGUUUGGAUCCUUUGCUACUUUUGUAUUUGGAAAGGUGUUAAGUGGACUGGAAAGGUGGUGUACUUUACAUCGUUGUUCCCGUAUGUUCUAUUAACGAUUCUUCUGAUUCGCGGCAUCACUUUACCUGGCGCCAUGGAGGGCAUUCGAUUUUAUAUCAGUCCAAAUCUUUCUAAACUAAAAGAAUCCGAGGUAUGGAUAGACGCUGUUACUCAAAUUUUCUUCUCAUACGGACUAGGUUUGGGUACAUUAGUGGCCCUCGGUAGUUACAAUAAAUUCACAAAUAACGUUUACAAAGACGCACUAAUCGUUUGUUCGGUCAACUCGUCGACGAGCAUGUUCGCUGGUUUCGUCAUAUUUUCCGUGGUUGGCUUCAUGGCUCACGAACAGCAAAAGCCUGUCGCGGAAGUCGCCGCUUCUGGUCCAGGAUUGGCUUUCUUAGCUUAUCCUUCUGCGGUUCUUCAGCUUCCUGGAGCGCCCCUUUGGUCUUGUCUCUUCUUCUUCAUGCUUCUUCUCAUAGGUUUAGAUUCUCAGUUUUGUACCAUGGAAGGAUUUAUCACUGCUAUGGUGAGUAAUAUUCUGUAA
Heterotrigona itama is the source of this 1300-nucleotide messenger RNA. The record is from the annotation of a GenBank genome assembly. NCBI's taxonomy places the organism in Eukaryota, Metazoa, Arthropoda, Insecta, Hymenoptera, Apidae.